Messenger RNA from Monoraphidium neglectum, 798 nucleotides. RefSeq lists its product as hypothetical. NCBI's taxonomy places the organism in Eukaryota, Viridiplantae, Chlorophyta, Chlorophyceae, Sphaeropleales, Selenastraceae. The annotation marks the transcript as partial. The transcript has 3 exons. The record is from RefSeq and is a predicted model, not a curated record.
CGGCUGCUGGCGCUGCCCGGCCGGGUGGCUGAGGUCGCAGUCGGCAGCGGCCACGGGGGCAGCGUCGAUGUCAGGGAUGCAGGCGCUUCGCAGCCGUCGCGCUCGCGCACAGCCACGCCCCGUGUCAGCAUCAGUGGUGCCGGCUCUGGGCAGGGCACGGAGGAGGGGGCGGACGGCGGCGCGGCGGCGGCGGCAUCGCCGCUGGCGGCCGCGUUUGCGCACGUGACUGUUGCGCUGGGCGCGUCCGCGGGGCUGAACGGCGCCAAGCGCAAGCACGCGGGCUCCGCGGCAGCGGACGGCGCGAGUGACGGCGGCAGCGCGAGCGGGCUCAUCCAGGCGCACGUGCCGCACUGCGAGCUCGAGCCCCAGGCGGCCGGCGGCGGCUGCGGUAGCAGCGGCGCGAGCAGCAGCAGCAGCAGCAGCGGCGGGGGCGGCGGUAGCGGGGAGGGCGCGGGGGAGGCUGAGAAGGUCCUCAACCCUGAGCUGCUGGAUGAGGGCCAUGGAGGCCCCAGUGUGCUAGACGGCCUGCUGCGCGGCUUCCGCCGCACCACCUGCAACCGCGUCGCGCCCGCCGGCCACCACGCCGGCCUCUCCUCGUCCGACGACGGCAUCUCCUGCGGCGUCUGCCUCGACGCGCUGCCCGCCACCGCCAUCCUGCCGUGCAAGCACGUCAUGUGCGUGGACUGCGCCCUGGACAUGUGCAAGCGCUACUCCCUGGGCACCGCCGCCUGCCCGUUCUGCCGCGCCCUGGUCGCCGGCUUCCGCCAGGCGACGCACGACGAGAUGCGCCAGCACUGA